AUGGUGGCAAAAAUCUUAUCGUCUUCCCGACCGGAACAAUGGCGGCACUGCAACGGACGCGACAACCCCGCAGACCUAGUGACCCGCGGCAUCUCCGCCAGGUGCCUACGGAACAGCCCGCUGUGGUGGAGUGGCCCUCCCUGGCUGUCCGCAGGCGAUAUCGGCCCUCCUACAAUUCCAGACCCAAAUGUCAACGACACCUGCACGACGGUGAGCGCUGCACCGGAAGCUCCCGAUACCGAAGUGGUCGUUCAUCCAGUGUCGGCCACGCAGAACUGGAUGGACCUCUCGGCUUACAGCACCCUCUCUCGACUUCUCCGAGUUACGGCUUGGUGCGCUAGGUUCGUCCGCAACAGUAGGCCCCGCCAACCGUGUACAACGGGUCCACUUACGUCCGAAGAGCUUCGACACGCCGAAACCAUAUGGGUCUCACAUGUCCAAACCGAAUCCUUUCGGGACGACAUCUUGGCGCUCAGACACGGCAGCGUUGCUGCGACAUCUUCGUCGGUACGCGUUUUCCAGCCAUUUCUCGACGCCUCCGGAAUACUGCGCGUCGGCGGUCGUCUUCACCAACUUCAAGAUUCGUACCAGAUCAAGCAUCCCGUCCUCCUGCCGCCUAAGCAUCGAUUCACGGAGCUCAUCAUACUCGACGCCCACCAGCGCUUGCUACACGCCGGCGUGCAAGACACCAUCGCCGAGGUCCGAAGCACAUUUUGGGUUGUCCGCGGACGGCAAACCACAAGGCGUGUCCUUCGCUCAUGCUUGACCUGCCGCAGACUAAGUGCGCACCUUGAGACAGCCCCAGUGUCACCUCUACCUCGGGAGCGUAUAACGCCGGCAAAUCCGUUCACAGUUGUCGGCGUAGAUUUCGCGGGACCGCUCUAUAUCUCAAGGUCGGCUUCUCCCAAGGCGUACGUAGCCCUUUUCACGUGCGGCGUCACAAGGGCCGUCCACCUCGAACUUGUGUCCUCUAUGAGCGUGCCUGAUUUCCUGCUUGCCUUCCGACGGUUCAUCUCUAGGCGUGGGGUACCCUCCCUCAUCUUUUCCGACAACGCUCGCACCUUUCGCAAAUGCUCGUCCCUCCUCUCCCUGGUUAGCGCAAGAGAUGUACUAGAUUUUGCCACCCAGCAUCGCAUCGCCUGGCGAUUCAUUGUUGAGCGAGCUCCUUGGUGGGGAGGCUGGUGGGAACGGCUCAUACGAACUGUAAAGGAAGCCCUAAGACGCUGCCUUGGGAGAAAGCGCCUCACCUUUGAGCAGUUAACUACGACACUCUGUGAAGUAGAAGCCAUCGUCAACUCCCGCCCACUCACGCAUAUUGGAGCUGAUCCCGGGGAGCUUGAGCCACUUACCCCAUCCCACUUUCUGUUAGGGAAACGAGCAGUGGCUUUGCCUGAUGAAUUCGCUGCCGAUGCAUCACGCCAGAACGACCUGCGGCUCCUUCACCGUACCGUACGGAGAAAGGGCGCGUAUGAGAGCAUCAUCGGGGACAUACUCGGGAAGCCGUUUUAUCGUCAUGUAUACAAUCCUGGUCGAUGCAAGCGGUUCCAGCAGUACCUCGGUGUCAUGGAGAACGACCUUGCCGGCAGCAAGAAAAAUGUCUCGAGCCUGGGCAUUCUUCGCGGCGACUUGAAAACUCAUUUCGCCCUGGUGCUGGACUGA
Molecule: messenger RNA, 1659 nt
Organism: Ornithodoros turicata
Lineage: Eukaryota; Metazoa; Arthropoda; Arachnida; Ixodida; Argasidae
Exons: 1
Coding region: 1-1659 (552 amino acids)
Biological process (GO): DNA integration
Molecular function (GO): nucleic acid binding
Source: RefSeq, a predicted model, not a curated record